AUGCAGUGCACCCGCAGCGGAUCCAGCACGCCCAUGGGGAGAGAUCCGGAUGCGAGAUGGGUGCAGUGGCUCGCCCUCACCAGACGCAAUAACCCUGCAUCACUGUCCGGCGCAAUCUCGCCGACUUCCUCCACCUCCUCGCUGCCCAUGGCUUGCUCCAAUCUCAACGAGAGCGGCCGCGUUCGCUCUCGGAGCAGCGCCACCAGCUACUUUGCUCUGCUGUCCGCGGCCGCGGACGCACACCAGCACCAGCACCAGCACCAGCACCAGCGGCAGGAUGGCCGCAAGCAGCACUACAGUGGCAGUGGCACGCCGACAGCCCGGCACAUGGACUCCUCGUGGGUCGCAUGGCUCAACGAGCACGGCCACCAGCGCCAGGGGGGACCUGUAGGACAAUCGCAAACGCAAACCUCUCUCCCCGACAGCACCGUCCUGUCCGGCUCCUUUCUCAACACAUCCGCAUUCACAACUCCUACUCCCCCGUCCAUGGUCUCCAGCGCGGCCACGCCGUUCCCCUCGCCCCUGGCCCCGCUGACAGAUGCAGACCUGGACGCCCUGAGCCAGCAAUUCCCCGACUUCCCGGACGGGUUUCCCCUCGGUUUCGCCGAUGCAACGACCGAGAUGGGCCCGUUUGAUCCGGCCGAGCUAGACGCGGGCUUGCUCACCUGGCUAGACGAGCAGCAUGCGUUCGCGUUCCAUCUGAGCGAGGAUGUGCCUGUUAGCCCGAGCAAGCGGGGUCUGAGUCUGGACGGGUAUCCGGGCGAAUUGUCCGCGGAGGGAACGGCGUGGGAGGGGGGGAUCAAGAAACAGAAAGUCUACCACGAGGUAUAG
Aspergillus thermomutatus is the source of this 831-nucleotide messenger RNA. RefSeq lists its product as uncharacterized. The transcript has a single exon. Lineage: Eukaryota; Fungi; Ascomycota; Eurotiomycetes; Eurotiales; Aspergillaceae. The record is from RefSeq and is a predicted model, not a curated record. Bases 1 to 831 code for a protein of 276 amino acids.